Clunio marinus is the source of this 441-nucleotide messenger RNA. Lineage: Eukaryota; Metazoa; Arthropoda; Insecta; Diptera; Chironomidae. The record is from the annotation of a GenBank genome assembly.
AUGGGUCACGUUAAACAGAAGAAGUCGAGAAGCAGAAGCUCUUCGACACCAUCAGAGCAAGUGGGAAUUGAGUUGGUGAAUGCCAAAGAAACAUUUCCACGAUCAAGCGAAAGGCCACCAAAAUCAGCAUAUCCAGAACAGCUCAAUGUGGGAGAACUGAUAAGCCAAAUUAAUUGCCGCACUAGUUCUAAUGAGAUAAGAAAUGAUAGUAAUAAUAACAGCAAUAGAAAUAAUAACACAACACAUCAAACUAACCGCCAAAUUUGUCAAUCGGAAAGUGAAAUCAUUGAUGAUGUUGAAAAGGGCCCAUCAAUGCGUCACCAUCGACAAAAACCACUUUAUCGGCGUCUCAUUGCAUUUGUAAGAAAUCUUUGGAUUGGUGCUAAAUUCAACGUUGGAAGCGAUGGUAAGAAACUUCUUACUUUUUACUUUUCAAAUUAA